GAGCAGCCAGAGACAGUCUGUCCCUAGUCUCUACAUACAAUGACAGUGAGGCCAGUGCAGCACUUUGAGGAACUGGACAAACUUGUAUGACGGAUCGCAGCAGUUGUACAUCGUCUUCAGACUGAUCUGCCGGCAUUAUGGCCAAUUUCCUGCAUCUUCUGGCCUGUGCCUUUGGCCUGGGAUCCUGGGUGGCAGUCAACGGCCUGUGGGUGGAGCUUCCCCUCAUCGUCAACGCUCUGCCUGAAGGUUGGGAGCUCCCCUCCUUCCUCACAGUCAUCAUCCAGCUGGCCAACCUGGGACCUCUGCUGGUCACCAUCAUGCACAAACUGUGCCCGGGUCGUCUUAACGAGCGUGCCGUCAUUUACUCCAUCCUCUCCAUCGGAAUCAUCUCUUGCAUCCUGCUCAUCUUCUUUUGGGACAAAACAACUGUUGUGGCAGGGGCGCCGCACAGCACUGCCUUCUUCAUCAUCACCUUUUUCCUCUCUCUGGUGGACUGCACAUCCUCGGUGACUUUCCUACCUUUUAUGAUGCAGCUUCCACCUAAAUACAUUACUACUUAUUUUAUUGGAGAAGGGUUGAGUGGUUUUAUACCUGGUGUAAUUGCUUUGGCCCAAGGUGUGGGUAUGGCAAAGUGCGUAAACACCUCUCAGACUGUAGGAAACCACACAGAGGAGGAAGUGUGGUCCAUGCAAACAGAGUAUCUUCCUCCAAACUUUUCCACAGAGGUGUUUUUCUCCUUCCUGGCAGCAAUGAUGUGCAUCAGCUUGGUGGCUUUUCUUGGACUAAACAGACUUCCUCGGACAUUCGAGCUGUCAACAGAAAACCUUGUGCCCGACACAGUUGGUUCAGUCAGCUCUGGUUUGGAGAACCCAGUAGCAGAGACUGAUGGAGAGGAAAGGAAACCUCAGAGGGAAGAGGGUGAAAAGGCUGAACGGCAUCACUCCACGUACCAGCUGGUCUACAUCUACUUUCUUGUGGUUUGGGUCAAUGCUUCAACCAACGGACUGCUGCCCUCAGUCCAGACUUAUUCCUGUAUGCCGUAUGGGAAUCUCGCCUAUCACCUCUCUGCAGCCCUGGCCUCAGUGGCCAACCCAGUGGCCUGCACCAUUGCAAUGUUCUUCCAAAACAGGUCUCUGAUAUUUCUUGGCAUGCUGACUGUGUUGGGGACAGGCUUUGGCAGCUAUAACAUGGCUAUGGCAGCUAUGAGUCCUUGUCCUUUGCUUCAUGGGUCUGCAGCAGGAGAGGCGAUCAUUGUAAUCUCAUGGCUCUUGUUUACUGGGACUCUGUCUUACGUGAAAGUGAUGGUUGGGGUUAUCCUGAGAGAUCGGAGCCACAGCGCCCUGGUCUGGUGUGGAGCCGCGGCACAGAUGGGUUCACUGGUCGGCUCCGUCACCAUGUUCCCCUUAGUGAAUGUUUACCAGCUCUUCAAGUCAGGAGAUGUCUGUAACACUCAGUGUCCUUCGUGACAGUGGGUCUAGACUCUCAGCUAAAGAUGAUUUGUGCUUUGGGAUGUUUGUUUAUUUAAUUAUUUUUCCAGCAACAAAAUAAAACAAUUG
Cyprinodon variegatus (sheepshead minnow) is the source of this 1556-nucleotide messenger RNA. RefSeq names its product solute carrier family 52 (riboflavin transporter), member 3 (gene slc52a3-1). Bases 138 to 1466 code for a protein of 442 amino acids. Gene Ontology annotation, biological process: riboflavin transport. Gene Ontology annotation, cellular component: plasma membrane. The record is from RefSeq and is a predicted model, not a curated record. The transcript has 4 exons. Lineage: Eukaryota; Metazoa; Chordata; Actinopteri; Cyprinodontiformes; Cyprinodontidae. Gene Ontology annotation, molecular function: riboflavin transmembrane transporter activity.